Messenger RNA from Manacus vitellinus (golden-collared manakin), 1770 nucleotides. RefSeq names its product serine incorporator 4 (gene SERINC4). Bases 1 to 1470 code for a protein of 489 amino acids. Gene Ontology annotation, cellular component: membrane. The transcript has 12 exons. The record is from RefSeq and is a predicted model, not a curated record. Lineage: Eukaryota; Metazoa; Chordata; Aves; Passeriformes; Pipridae.
AUGGCGGGCACACGGGCACACGGCUACCUCCUGCACCCGCUGCUCUCCCAGCUGUUCUGCGGUUGUCAUGGGCUUCGCAUGUCCACGAACACGCGGAUCCUCUACACGCUCCUGCAUGUCCUGGCCUCUGCCGUGUGCUGCCUCAUGCUGUCCCGCACUGUGGCCCAAGCCAUCACAGAGAAGGUGCCCUUCUCCGUGGUGCUGUGCCAACACCUGCCUGGGGGCACAGACUGUGAGCGGCUGGUGGGCUCCUUGGCUGUGUACCGGGUCUGCUUCGGCACCUCCUGCUUCCACCUGGCACAGGCUGCCCUGCUGCUCAACGUGCGCUCGAGCUCUGACUGCCGCGCGCAGCUCCACAAUGGGUUCUGGCUCCUGAAGCUGCUGGCACUGGUGGGCCUCUGGGCCGCAAGCUUCUUCAUCCCGGAGGACAACUUCAUCCAAGCCUGGCACUACACGGGUGUCUGUGGGGGCUUCGCCUUCAUCCUCAUCCAGCUGGUGCUGAUCACGGCCUUUGCACACACCUGGAACAAGAACUGGCUGACGGGCGCCGCGCAGGAUAAGCGCUGGUACCUGGCCGUGCUGCUGGCCACGGCCGCCUUCUACACCCUCGCCUCUGCCGCCUUCUCCUUCCUCUACAAGUUCUACACCCACCCGGCCGCCUGCCACCUCAACAAGGCGCUGCUCACCAUCAAUGGCAGCCUCUGUGGCAUCAUGUCCUUCAUCUCCAUCACGCCCUGUGUGCGACUCAAGCAGCCGCGGUCAGGGCUGUUGCAGUCCUCAAUCAUCAGCUGCUACGUGAUGUACCUCACCUUCUCCGCGCUGUCCAGCCGUCCCCCGGAGAGAGUGCUCUACAAGGGUCAGAACCUCACUGUCUGCUUCCCGGGGGUCCGGCAGGACGAGCUGCAGACAGAGGACACCACCGUCGCCGUGCUGGGCGCUGCCAUCAUGUAUGCCUGCGUGCUCUUUGCGUGCAAUGAAGCCUCCUACCUUGCCGAGGUUUUCGGGCCCCUCUGGAUGGUCAAAGUCUACAGCUUUGAGUUUGAAAAACCCUCCUGUUGCUUCUGCUGCCCCGAGAAGAUGGAGGAGGAACUGAGAGGAACCGAGCAGACGUGUGAGCAAGUGGAGGAGAGUGCUAGGGGACAGUUCCUUGUCCAGGAUGAGCAAGACCGGGUGGUCUACAGCUACUCAGCCUUCCACUUCGUCUUCUUCCUUGCCUCGCUCUACGUCAUGAUGACCCUCACCAACUGGUUCAGCUAUGAAAAUGCGGUGCUGGAGACCACCUUCACGCACGGCAGCUGGUCAACCUUCUGGGUGAAGGUGUCCUCAUGCUGGGCCUGUGUCCUGCUCUACCUGUGGCUGCUGCUGAGCCCCUUCUGCCUCCACAGCUCCCCACAGCACCGGCGCAGCAGCACGGGGCCGCGUGUUGUGCGGCGACGACGUGCCCCGCAGCGCAUCAGUGUCUCCACAUAGUCCCUGCCAGGAUGAACUGUACCUGGGGCUCGUCCCUGCUGCACCCUGUGCCCUGGCACUGCCUAGUCCUCCUGGCCUCCCUGACCCCCCAUCCCAGGAGAUGGUGGCAUCUCAGAGCCUGAGGGGAACCUGGAAGGUGAAUGCUUCCAGGGAUACUAGCCCUGUGCUGAGCCAGGACCACCCAAGGGGCUGGAGCAAGCCAGAGGCAGGUGUUCAGCCUGGAUGCCCUGGCACCCGCAGGGUGCACUCAAGGAGCAGGGCUCUGCCUGGCCACCCCUGCCAUGAUGUACUCGCUGUAAA